Molecule: messenger RNA, 1638 nt
Organism: Drosophila kikkawai
Lineage: Eukaryota; Metazoa; Arthropoda; Insecta; Diptera; Drosophilidae
Gene: Polr3E
Product: RNA polymerase III subunit E
Biological process (GO): tRNA transcription by RNA polymerase III
Cellular component (GO): nucleus; RNA polymerase III complex
Source: RefSeq, a predicted model, not a curated record
GGCGGAGGGGAAAAUCCUGAACUGUUUUAGACCGAUUUCAGGGGAAUCUUUCGAGCACACUCAACAAAAACGAGUUCAACAAAAAUAUGGACGACGAUGAUCCCGUUGUGGAGGAGAUACCGGUGUUCCUGUCGAAGAACCUGCAGGACAGCUUGUAUCUCUUCCAAUACCCUACGAAAACGGAGCUGCCAAACCACGACGGCUCCGUGGUAGUGAACUGCUGCGUGAAACCCUUUGCCCAGGAGGUAAAGGUAGACUUUGGCCUGGACAUUGAGUCCACGCACUUCGAUCGGUUCAAAGGCGAGCAGUUCGCGGUGGCUGCCGACGGUAAGAACACGUACGGAGCCGCGCCGCCCAAGGGUCAGGAGAGACCCACUUAUAAGCGUGGCAUCAUGGACAAGCAGGCCUUUGUCAGCAGCCGGUCCAUCACCGAUGUCAGCAAGUAUAUUGUGGGCAUCUACACCGAUCGGGAGGUCCACCUGUCCCCGCUCACCUCCAUCGUUCAGCUGCGGCCGGCUCUCAGCCAUUUCGACAAGGAGGACAAGCGAAAGAAGGCGGAACAGAAGGCCCAAACAGAGGACGCCGACGACGAUGAGGUGCUGCAGCAGGUUACGGUGAAGUUUGCCCGCGGUAAUGCCAAAACCUCAAGCGGAAAGGAGCAGCGCGCCGGCACUUACGAUGGAUUCGUACAGCGGAUCGCGGACGAGCCGUGGUGCGAGGCCUAUUGGCAUGCGAGGGGCACUCCAACAGCCGAGUUGGAGCGCCAGAAGCUAUUCGCCACCAGUCACCAGGGCAAUCAGGCGCUAUCCCUCGGUCCAUCGGACUAUCUCCGCCGCCUACUGCCCUAUGACGAGCAUGUACAGCCGGUGGACACGGCACCCACUGCCGGAGCAGCUGCCGCAGCUCAAGUACUGCCCGUUUACAACAAGGCCAUGUUGCGCACGAUGCCACUGCUGGAGCAGCUGAGGGUUCUCCUGCGUGAUGCCAGAAUGCUCUCCUUUGCCGAUGUCAUUGAGAUACUCACCGAGCACGUGGAUUCGCAUGUGUCGCCGGAGAAGGUACUGGCCCUGCUCCCCCAAGUGGGCAUCCUGCUGCACGGCAACUGGGUUCCACGGUCCGAGGUGGUCUUCCCUGAGCGAAUGCUGUCCCACGCCAACGGCGUGCCCGCCGAGCAGAUGAUUCGCGCCAGGGAUUACAUACUUUUUCGGUUUUCCCGCACCACUGGCCUGUUCCGCGCACAGGUUAUGGCCGCCACCCAGCUGCCGCCCGCAGAAACCCUGGACGUGCUGCGGACGGUGGCUCGUGUGAAUAAUGCGAAACGGUGGGAGCUGCUACUGCCACCGGACAAGGAGUUCGAGCAGAAGCAUCCAGAGUUGGUGCAGCGCCAGGAAUACCAUUGGCUCGCCUCUGAGCAGCACUACAAUGAGAUGGACUGGGCUCGUGAGACGAAGCGCGUGCGCAAGCGGUCUACGCGCAAGAGCGAGUCCCAGUCAUCGUCCAUGCAGCCGCCACCGCCCGCCCUGAAUCCUCCAGCAGCUGCGGAAGCGUAGCAUCCGGGCACCUCCGAAUGGCGGAGAGGGCGGCGCAGUGGAAGUCUUAUACAUUUAGGCACUAAUAAAACCCAGACAAGCAUCUUUA